Messenger RNA from Drosophila miranda, 1133 nucleotides. RefSeq names its product SWI/SNF chromatin-remodeling complex subunit SNF5. The record is from RefSeq and is a predicted model, not a curated record. The transcript has a single exon. NCBI's taxonomy places the organism in Eukaryota, Metazoa, Arthropoda, Insecta, Diptera, Drosophilidae. The coding region runs from base 43 to 969 and encodes 308 amino acids.
ACACGAAAGGAUUACCUAAUCUCUCUUUUUCAGACGGUUCUGAUGGGCGCCUUGGCGCUGGCCCGGGCUGACAUCAGCCUGACCCAGGCGGGGUACAACUACCGCAUCCAACAGCAGCAGCAGCAGUCGCAGGUGCAGCUCCAGCCCCCAGUUGUGGCCCAUCUGCUCAACCAGCAGCUGCAGCAGCAGCAGCAGCAGUCGUCACAUCCGGUGCUGCCGCCUCUGCCACUGCCCUAUCUGCCACCAGCCGGCCAGUACCAGUCCCAGGCGGCCGUUCGUCCCACCUCUGGCUCGUUCCCAAUGCCAGCUGGAUUUCCCAUUAAUUUCCAGACCGCUCCCGUGCAGCAGCAUCGUCGCCCCCGGCCACGUGUGAGGAUACCCAAGAGGCCGAUCGUGACCAAGAACUUCUUCAUUCAUUCGGCACCCGAGGAGUCCGAUGAUGAGGUUCAGGACGAACUCAAUCAGCUGGCCCAGCAGCCGCGCAACCAUUACAAUGUGCUGUUUGUCAAGACUCCGGCCCAGACGAACCGUGCCGCCGCCCUCAACCUGGCCAAGACCCUGAAGCAGGAGAAGACGGUCGUCUAUGUGCUGGCCAAGAAGACCACCGCCGCUGACCUGCAGGACGCCAUCGCCGAUGCUCCGCAGCAUAUCAACAAGCCGGAGGUGUUCUUCAUCAAGUACCGCACCCCCGAGGAGGCCGUCAAUGCUCAGCGCCAGAUUCAGUCGCAGUACGACACACUCGGAGGUAGCUCCACCAUCACCGACGAGGGUGUGGCGCCCAUCACCUCCGUGGUUGGCUCCCUUGAUCCCCCAGAGGAGGACGAAGAGGAGCAGCAGCAGCAGCAGCAACAGCAGCAACAGCAGCAACAGCAGCAGCAGCAGGCCGAAGGAAACUUCAUCGACAACGGAGCUGGCAAUAACGGCGGAGGCGCCAUCGGCAAUCAUUACCUGCCCGCGAACCAGUACUAAGUAUUCUUCAUUGCUCGCCACAUCCAGAUCCUAGUUAGUUAGCUGUCAUCCCAUAGAGCUCGCACCCGAUGUUGUCUAAGUUUUAAGCGAUUGCAUAUAUGUGUAAGUGAUUCUCAAUUCCAUUCCUUGCCAAUUGUCACCGAAGUCCGUAUUAAAAGUUGAGA